GCUGAGGAAAACUUGCCUUUUGAGGAGAACUUAAUCAAAAAUCCCUACAGUGUCAAAGCUUGGCUCAGAUAUGUUCAAUUUCAGAAAUCAGGCUCCCCUCACAUCUUGUAUCUAACCUAUGAAAGGGCUUUGAAACAGCUGCCUGGAAGUUAUAAAUUAUGGUAUAAUUACUUAAAACUUCGGCGUCAACACUCGAGACGAAUGUGUCCAGGUAGCUUGAUAUAUGAAGAAACGAAUAAUGCACAUGAACGCGCUCUUGUUACAAUGCACAAGAUGCCUCGUAUUUGGACAGAUUACUUGCAAUUUCUCAUGUUCCAAGGUUAUGUUACACUAACGCGUCGUACGUUUGAUCGAGCCUUGAAAGCCUUGCCCAUUACACAACAUGAGCGGAUAUGGCGCAUUUACCUCAGAUUUGCUGAUAAGCAUGGGGCUGGCGUAAAUGAAUCGUGUGCUCGUAUUUAUCGGCGCUACAUUAAGUUUGCCCCUGAUGAUGUUGAGCGAUUUAUUAACUUUCUGAUCCGAAAUGGAAAUGUCAAUGAAGCCGCUGUCCUCCUGGCGAAGGCAAUCAAUGAGGAGAACUUUGUUAGUCGCGAAGGGAAAUCUAAAUUCCAACUGUGGCAGGUCUUGUGUGACCUUCUAGUAAAAAAUCCAAUGAAAAUAACCUCUCUCGAUGCUGAUGCUAUUAUCCGCCAGGGAAUAAGUCGCUAUACAGAUCAGGUUUAUGACUUUCUUGUUUUACCGCAUUUUAUUGUCUGUUUCACUCACGAACUUCAUGUCCAACAGGUAGGAAUUCUCUGGACCUCUCUGGCAGACUUUUACAUUAGAAGUGGAAAUCUUCCGCGAGCUAGAGAUGUUUACGCUGAGGCCAUUUCCAGUGUCAUCACGGUCCGCGAUUUCAGUCAGACAUUCGACGCAUAUGCAGAGUUUGAACAGUCUAUCACUAAAGCUCGUAUGGAAGCUCUGGAGAAGUGUUCAAGCGUAACUGAAACCGAUGAAAUGGAGGUUGAGUUAUGCCUGGCCAGAUUGGAGUCUCUGAUGGAACGCCGACCCCUCUUGCUAAAUAGUGUCCUUCUUAGACAGAAUCCACAUAACGUAAAUGACUGGCUACAACGAGUCGAACUACUCGAACCUCAGGGUCCACGAAAGCAAAUCGAAGCUUUUAUGGAGGGUAUUAGUUCGGUGGAUCCAGCUACAUGUCUUAAAAUAGCCAAAGCAACGGCUGGUCGGCCAUCCACUCUGUGGAUAGAAUUGGCACGUCUCUACGAAAAGCAUAAUCAGUUGUCAGAUGCUCGAAUGGUUCUGCAGAAAGCAACUGGCGUAGGAUUUAUUCAUGUUGAGGACUUGGCCUCCAUCUGGUGCGAAUGGGCUGAAAUGGAAAUUCGCCAUGGCGAGAUUGAAGCCGCUCUUCAACUGCUUGCACGGGCCGUAACUCCGACAGCCUCACACAAAGUUGAUUACUACGAUCGCUCAGAACCGGUUCAGAAUCGUCUUCAUAAGUCUUUACGACUUUGGACCUUGUACACUGACCUUGAAGAGAGCUUUGGUACCUUUCAAACUACAAAGGCUGCCUACGAUCGCAUGAUCGAUUACCGAAUCGCUACUCCACAAAUAAUAAUGAAUUAUGGCCUUUUCCUGGAGGAACACAAUUACUUUGAGGAGGCAUUUAAGGCUUAUGAAAAGGGAGUUGCCAUCUUUCGGUGGCCAAAUGUUUUUGAUAUCUGGGCAACGUAUCUCACAAACUUUAUGGAACGAUAUGGUGGAAGUAAAUUGGAGCGUGCUCGAGAUCUUUUUGAGCAAUGUCUUGAAAGGUGCCCUUCAAAGUUUGCCAAGCGUGAGUUUUUAAGUGCUUCAACCGGUCAGCGGAAGUUUACGUUGAAUGCUGUCACUUUUCAGCAGCUACUUUAUUAA
Molecule: messenger RNA, 1908 nt
Organism: Hydatigera taeniaeformis
Lineage: Eukaryota; Metazoa; Platyhelminthes; Cestoda; Cyclophyllidea; Taeniidae
Source: the annotation of a GenBank genome assembly